UGAGCAGGAGAGUAAAAGGAGGACUCCUAGGCACUCAUCACCAAAGUGAGCUCCUUCCUCCCUAAGACCAGACAACCAGAGCUGCCUUCAGCCAUGAAGUUGCUGAGAGUCUUUCUGCUGAUUGCCCUCCCCCUUUCCUGCUUUGCAGGUUCUGGAUGCUCAUCUCUAGAUGAGGUGAUUAACAAAGCAAUUGAUCUUCAAGUGAGCAUAGGCGAAUACCAAAACAUCCUUAAACCUUUCUCAAAUGGUCCUGGAACUGAUGAGGCAUUAGGACAACUGAAGUGGUGUUUUCUCAUCCAGCCAGAAAAAACUCUGAGCAGUGUUGCAGAGAUGAUGGACAUAAUAUAUCAAAGUAAGUGGUGUGAUAACUCUUAACCUGUGUCUGACUUGGGACACUGAGGACUACAGAGAGUACAAUGAACCACAACUUUCUUCUCCUUUUUGUUUUUUGAUCUAUUAACUUCAAGACAAUUGUUGAAACCUUGCGUACAUUUUCAUUUCAAUAAAGUGUCUACAAAUGGAAA
Messenger RNA from Mustela erminea (ermine), 524 nucleotides. Its product is annotated as mammaglobin-B-like. NCBI's taxonomy places the organism in Eukaryota, Metazoa, Chordata, Mammalia, Carnivora, Mustelidae. The coding region runs from base 94 to 375 and encodes 93 amino acids. The transcript is spliced from 3 exons. Gene Ontology annotation, biological process: androgen receptor signaling pathway. The record is from RefSeq and is a predicted model, not a curated record.